Suillus discolor is the source of this 5161-nucleotide messenger RNA. RefSeq lists its product as uncharacterized. Gene Ontology annotation, molecular function: clathrin light chain binding; structural molecule activity. Gene Ontology annotation, biological process: receptor-mediated endocytosis; intracellular protein transport; Golgi to endosome transport. The transcript has 25 exons. Lineage: Eukaryota; Fungi; Basidiomycota; Agaricomycetes; Boletales; Suillaceae. The coding region runs from base 30 to 5081 and encodes 1683 amino acids. The record is from RefSeq and is a predicted model, not a curated record. Gene Ontology annotation, cellular component: actin cortical patch; clathrin coat of trans-Golgi network vesicle; clathrin complex.
GCGCCGCGUUCGGCUUUGACUUCUGCGCUAUGGCUGAUAUUUCGAAGCCCAUCACAUUUUGCGAACAUCUUCAACUCUCAAGUUUGGCCAUACAGCCAAGUUCAAUUGGAUUUCAGACCUUGACCCUGGAGUCCGACCACUUCAUUUGCGUACGAGAGAAGAUUAAUGAACAAAAUCAAGUCGUCAUCAUCGACCUUGCGGACGCCAAUAAUGUCUUACGACGACCGAUAAGUGCAGACUCUGCCAUAAUGCACCCUCGCAACAAGAUUCUCGCCUUGAAGGCUGCCCGAACGCUUCAAAUUUUCAACAUUGAGACGAAGCAAAAAGUCAAGUCACACGUCAAUGCAGAAGAUGUCGUGUUUUGGAAGUGGAUCUCGGAUACCACCAUUGGUAUGGUCACCGACACGGCUGUGUACCAUUGGAGCAUCUCGGACCAGACGUCUCCGCCUCAGAAGGUAUUCGAUCGGCAUGCGACAUUGACUGGUGCCCAAAUCAUCAACUACCGUGUGACUCCGGACGAGAAAUGGCUGGUUCUCAUCGGCAUUACUGGCAACACGACAAAUCCCUCGGCUUUCAAGGUCAAGGGCGCAAUGCAGCUGUAUAGUCGUGAACGAGGCGUCAGUCAACCUAUUGAGGGGCAUGCGGCUACUUUUGCAGAGCUGAAACUUGACGGACACCAACACGUUACCAAAUUGUUUGCGUUUGCAGUCAGGACAGCGACAGGCGCCAAGCUUCAUGUCGUUGAAAUUGACCACACAGCUCCUGAUCCUCCCUUUGUGAAGAAGGCGGUAGAUGUCUACUUCCCUCCAGAGGCUACCAACGAUUUCCCGGUGGCAAUGCAAGUGUCGAAGAAACAUGGGAUCAUUUUCCUGGUCACGAAAUACGGUUUCAUUCACUUGUAUGACCUGGAUAGCGGUGCAUGUGUGUACAUGAACCGUAUCUCUGGUGACACGAUUUUCGUCACUGCCGAGCACGAACUGUCGAACGGUAUCAUUGGCGUCAACAAGAAGGGUCAGGUUCUUUCGGUUAGCGUUGACGAGCAGACCAUUAUUCCGUACAUUUUGACCACCCUCAAUAACACGGAGCUUGCUUUCAAGCUUGCCAGUCGUGCAAAUCUCCCUGGUGCUGAUGACCUUUACAUCAAGCAAUACCAGCAACUGUUCUCUAGUGGACAGUACAGCGAAGCCGCAAAAGUUGCUGCGAACUCUCCAAGGGGUAUACUCCGAACUGCACAAGUUAUCGAGUCCUUCAAACAAGCUCCGGCGCCUCCUGGUGGCUUGUCGCCGAUUUUGCAGUACUUCGGUAUUUUACUGGAGAAGGGCGAGCUGAACCACUUCGAGUCCCUCGAACUCGCGCGCCCAGUGUUGCAACAGGGAAGGAAACAACUGCUCGAAAAGUGGCUCAAGGAGAACAAGCUCACAUGCAGCGAGGAAUUGGGGGACAUUGUGCGGUUACAUGACAUGACACUGGCGCUGAGCGUCUACCUACGAGCGAACGUUCCCAAUAAGGUCAUCGCUUGCUUCGCGGAGACUGGACAAACUGAGAAGAUCGUUCUCUACUCGAAGAAAGUUGGUUACACCCCGGAUUAUAUUUCUCUUCUACAGCAUAUAAUGAGGACAAGUCCAGAGAAGGGGGCUGAGUUCGCAAGUCAGUUAGUUAAUGACGAGAACGGGCCGCUCGUGGACAUGGAAAGGGUGGUCGACAUUUUCAUGUCACAGAAUAUGAUUCAGCCUGCAACCUCGUUCCUUCUCGAUGCAUUGAAGGACAACAAACCUGAGCAAGGCCAUCUCCAGACCCGCUUGCUCGAGAUGAAUCUCGUUCAUGCUCCUCAAGUUGCCGAUGCCAUCCUCGGCAAUGAGAUGUUCACCAACUACGAUAGACCCCGAAUUGCCAAUCUUUGCGAGAAGGCAGGCCUACUCCAACGAGCAUUGGAGCACUAUGAAGACCUAGCGGACAUCAAACGCGCUAUUGUUCAUACCAGCGGUCUACAGCCGGAGUGGCUAGUGAACUACUUCAGUCGUCUAACAACAGAGCAGUCCAUGGCAUGCAUGCACGAGAUGCUGCGCGUUAACAUCCGACAGAACUUGCAGGUUGUAAUCCAGAUCGCGACCAAGUAUUCUGACAUCUUGGGUCCUGUAAAGCUCAUCGAGAUGUUUGAAUCUUUCAAGACAUUUGAAGGCCUCUACUACUACCUUGGCUCCAUCGUUAACCUUAGUGAGGAUCCCGAGGUGCACUUCAAGUACAUCCAGGCCGCUACUCGCACUGGUCAAAUUCGUGAGGUGGAGCGAAUCUGCAGAGAGAGCAACUACUACAACCCUGAGAAGGUCAAGAACUUCCUGAAGGAGGCAAAGCUCCCGGAUCAACUUCCCCUUAUCAUUGUCUGUGACCGCUUCGAUUUCGUGCACGACCUGGUUCUAUACCUAUACCAGAACGGACUCACGAAGUUCAUUGAGGUGUAUGUGCAGCGUGUUAACUCUGUCCGAACGCCUCAGGUUGUUGGGGGCUUGCUCGAUGUGGAUUGCGACGAGACAACCAUUAAGGGUUUACUUGCCUCCGUCACUGGGAAUUUCCCCAUUGAUGAGCUUGUGAAUGAGGUUGAGCAACGCAACCGUUUGAAGCUCAUUCUACCUUGGCUGGAGGCUCGGGUGCAGUCUGGCAGCCAGGACCCAGCGGUCUUCAAUGCCAUGGCCAAGAUUCUCAUCGACAGUAACAACAACCCAGAAACGUUCUUGAAGGAAAACAACUUGUAUGAGCCACUGGUUGUCGGAAAGUUCUGCGAAGCCAGGGAUCCUUACCUUGCCUAUAUCGCUUAUGCAAAGGGCUUCUGUGAUGACGAGCUUAUUGGUAUUACCAACGACAACUCGAUGUUCAAGCAGCAAGCUCGGUACCUCGUGAAACGUCGCCAGCCUGAGCUUUGGGCGCAAGUUCUUGUCCAUGACAAUAUUCACCGCAGGGCUCUCAUUGAUCAGAUCGUUGCGACUGCACUCCCAGAGUGCACGGACCCUGAUGAUGUCUCAGUAACCGUCAAGGCAUUCCUCUCGGCUGAUCUCCCAAUCGAGUUGAUCGAGCUUCUCGAGAAAGUAGUCAUCGAGCCCUCUCCGUUCAGCGACAACCGCAAUCUCCAGAACCUCCUUCUCCUGACCUCAAUCCGCGCAGACAAGGGUAAGGUCGUUGGCUACAUCAACAAGCUCCAGAACUAUGAUGCCGGAGAGAUUGCAAAGAUUGCGACCGAUCAUGGAUUGUAUGAGGAGGCCCUGACAAUCUACAAGAAAUAUGAUCAGCAUGCAAUGGCUAUCAAUGUUCUCGUCGAGCAUAUCGCUUCCAUUGACCGCGGUUUAGACUAUGCGAACAAGGCCAACAAGCCAGAAGUGUGGAGCAGGCUUGCAAAGGCUCAGCUCGAUGGUCUUCGCAUUAAGGACGCCAUUGACUCGUAUAUCAAGGCUGAGGACCCCUCCAACUUCGCUGAGGUCAUUGAAAUUUCGAGUCAUGCUGGAAAACAUGAUGAUCUUGUUCGCUUCCUCCAAAUGGCUCGCAAGACGCUUCGCGAACCUAAGAUCGACACAGAACUCGCAUAUGCAUAUGCCAAGACUGACCGUCUCCAUGACAUGGAAGAUUUCCUGGCCAUGACCAAUGUUGCUGAUAUCUUGGAAGUCGGAGAGAAGUGCUUCGAGGACGAAUUGUACCAGGCUGCCAAAUUAUUGUUCACCAGUAUCUCCAACUGGGCACGUCUUGCCACGACUCUUAUUUACCUCGGCGAGAAUCAAGCGGCUGUGGAAAGUGCCCGGAAGGCCGGAAACACUCAGGUCUGGAAGCAAGUCCAUGCUGCAUGUAUUGAGAAAGCUGAGUUCAGACUCGCACAAAUUUGUGGUUUGAACAUCGUCGUUCACGCGGAAGAAGUGGCUGCUCUGCUCCGGUCUUAUGAACGUUGUGGCUACUUCGAUGAAGUUCUGUCCUUACUUGAAGCUGCUUUGAGUUUGGAGCGAGCGCACAUGGGUAUCUUCACCGAGUUGUCGAUCCUAUACAGCAAGUACAGACCGAGCAAACUGAUGGAACACCUCAAACUUUUCGUCUCGAGAAUCAACAUCCCCAAGGUUAUCAAAGCCACUGAAAAAGCUCAUCUCUGGCCCGAGUUGGUUUUCCUAUACAUCAAAUAUGACGAGUUUGAUAAUGCGGCCUUGGCGAUGAUUGAACGUUCAGCUGAUGCUUGGGAACACAACCAGUUCAAAGACGUUGUUGUUCGGGCUGCUAAUGUCGAAAUAUAUUACAAGGCGCUCACAUUCUAUCUUCAAGAACAGCCAACACUUUUGACUGAUCUUCUCACUGUCCUCAUUCCCCGCAUUGAACACGCGCGGGUUGUCCGUAUGUUCCGUCAGAUAGAUCAUGUUCCCUUGAUUCGGGCAUAUCUUAUUGCCGUCCAGCAUCUGAAUAUUGAGACCGUGAACGAUGCAUACAACGACCUCCUCAUAGAAGAAGAAGACUAUAAAACGCUCCGGGAUUCUAUCGACAGCUUUGAUAACUUCGACAAUAUUGGUCUUGCACGGCGCUUAGAGCAGCAUGGUCUGCUGGAAUUCAGGAGACUCGCAGCACAUCUGUACAAGAAAAACUCUCGCUGGGAAGAGUCGAUAUCACUCUCAAAGCACGACCAGUUGUAUAAGGACGCUAUUAUUACUGCCGCCACCUCGGCUUCAACGGACGUCGCUGAAGAUCUGCUCUCUUACUUCGUUGAUAUCGGCAACAAGGAGUGCUUCGCUGCUAUGCUAUACGUUUGCUUCGACCUUCUUCGCCCAGAUGUUGUGGAGGAGCUGUCAUGGCAACAUGGUCUCAAUGAUUUCUACAUGCCAUACAAAAUCCAAGUAUCAAGGACUAUGCGCGAGAAGUUAGCUGCAUUGGAGAAGGAGGUCAAGGAGCGCACCAAAAAAGAAUCCGCCAAGGAGCAGCAAGAAGCUGAAGCCCCGAUUAUCAACCCUGCCACCCGUCUGCUGAUAACCAAUGGAUAUGUCGGUCAGCCGCCACCAAUGCCAAUGGCAAAUGGUAACGGCAUGGUUGGUAUGAUGCCUGCUAUGACCGGCUUUGGAUUCUGAUCGUUUUUUAUGUGGACUGUUACCCUCUACCAUAGUACAUGCUUGAGAUUUGCUGUAAUGAAUUUUCUUCAGUCGUAAAA